This is a messenger RNA of Xiphophorus couchianus (Monterrey platyfish), 2128 nucleotides long. Its product is annotated as intestinal mucin-like protein. Gene Ontology annotation, molecular function: protein binding. The transcript is spliced from 16 exons. Bases 25 to 2085 code for a protein of 686 amino acids. The record is from RefSeq and is a predicted model, not a curated record. Lineage: Eukaryota; Metazoa; Chordata; Actinopteri; Cyprinodontiformes; Poeciliidae.
ACCUUUUAUUUUUGCAACUGCACCAUGGCCAAAUGUAUUGGAAGCAAUACUCUUCAAAUAGUACCCUAUGAAUGUCCACCCAUCAAAAACAUAACCUGUUCCAAUGGAAAAUCUCCUGUUCUGGUAUAUGAUGAAUUUCAAUGCUGCCAACAUUAUCAAUGUGACUGCGAGUGCAAAGGGUGGGGAGAUCAUCAUUACAGCACAUUUGAUGGACUAUCCUAUAAAUACCAUGGAAACUGUUCCUAUUAUUUGAUGAAAGAAAUUGCUCCAAGGGAUGACUUGGAAAUGUACAUUGAUGACAUCCAUUGUGAUCCUUUUGAAGAUCCUUCAUGUCCUCAAUCUUUAAAUGUAAACUAUGGAGCUGAACAUAUCAAACUGGUCUAUUUUAUUCUCAAUGGACAACCAGAUUUGAAGGCAUUUACGAAUGAAGUGAGUCUAAAGCUCCCUUAUUGGAAACAAGGUGUUAAAGUGAUGAGCACUGGCACUAAUUUAGUUUUAGAGAUCCUUCGUCUAAAUGUGGUUGUUAAAUUUGGAAGAACUGGAUUUAGUAUCAACCUUCCAUAUAAGUACUUUGGAGGAAACACACAGGGUCAUUGUGGAACUUGCACCAACAGUCAAGCUGAUGACUGCUGGCUGCCUGGAGGAACAGUAUCAGAAGGUUGCACUAAAAUUGCUGAUGGCUGGCUUCUAGAGAAAGAUAGAGGCUGCAAGACUGGAGGAGAACCACCUUUGAAACCUCCCUGCAGUUCAAGUUCUGUAUGUAAACUCCUUAAAAGCAGUGUCUUUGCUCAAUGUCAUUCCCGGAUCUCUCCAGAUAAUUACUACAAUGGAUGCGUUUCUGAUAGCUGCCAUGUUCACAAUGGAGCGAAUGCAGUAGAGUGCUCAAGUUUAGCGACCUAUGCUGCUGCCUGCUCUGACGUUGGAGUUUGUAUUCACUGGAGAAACCACACUGGUCCAUGUGCCAGUGACUGCCCAUCAGACAAAAUUUAUAAACCUUGUGGACCUGCAGAUCAACCAUCUUGCGAAGACAGUCCUAAUGAUCCAGGUAUGAACUUCACUACAGAGGGCUGCUUUUGUCCUGAAGGAAUGAAACUAUUUAGCAGAGAAUCAAAAAUAUGCGUUAAAAAUUGUGGCUGUCUUGACCCUAAAGGGACGCCCCGUGAGUUCAAUGAGACAUUUGAAUACCAAUGUCAGAACUGUGUCUGUGAUGAGUCCACCAAAACUGUGAUCUGCAAGCCUAAGAAGUGCAAACACACAGCUUUUCCAAGAUGCAUGGAUCCAGGAUAUGUUCUUGUCAAUCAAACUGAUCCAUCAAAUCCCUGCUGCAAUGUCCACGUUUGCCAAUGUCAGGUCCACACUUGUCCGGACAUCAACAUGAACUGUGAUGUUGGAUUUAAGCCAAACAUCAGUGUUCCAGAGGGAAAAUGCUGUCCAGAACUUAGAUGUGAACCUAAAAAAGUCUGUGUGCUAAAUGAUGUUGAAUACAGGGGAUUCAAAUAUGUAAAAUCCAAAUCAGAUGAGUGCUGUGGGACAUGCCAACAGACACACUGUGUAUUCAGUGUUAAUGGCACUGAGAUACUCUUACAGGAAGGAGAAACCUGGUCACCACCAGAAAAUAAAUGUGAAAGUAAGACUUGUGUUAAGAAUGGUGAGACUUUUACAGUCACCAAUCAACAAAUCAUUUGCCCAGCAUUCCAAGAGAGCAACUGCAAGAAUGACACAAUUCAGACUGCAGCAAAUGGCUGCUGCAAAAUCUGUGUGGAAAAAGAGAAGGCCUGCAGACUGGUUAGCCGGAAAACUCCUAUCAACCACAAUGGCUGUCAGUCUAAAUUGAAUAUGCCGUCAUGUGAAGGAUCAUGCGACACUUUUACCAAAUACUCUGAAGCAGCAGGUGCUAUGGAGCAUUCCUGCUCCUGCUGUAAGGAGAGAAGUGCCAGCAACCGCACUGUUACCCUGGCGUGUAAAGAUGGUGCGCACGUCCAGUUCACUUAUGUGCAUGUGGAGGAGUGCGGCUGUGGUCACACAGAGUGCACAACACCCACUGCACUGCAUGUUCGCAGAAAGCGACGCUUCACACUGCAGUGACCCAACCCUCUGUCCUCAUGUGGGAUACAGAUGUAUCUCCAAG